Molecule: messenger RNA, 1959 nt
Organism: Fopius arisanus
Lineage: Eukaryota; Metazoa; Arthropoda; Insecta; Hymenoptera; Braconidae
Gene: nop5
Product: nop5 ribonucleoprotein
Exons: 4
Coding region: 120-1826 (568 amino acids)
Cellular component (GO): box C/D methylation guide snoRNP complex; small-subunit processome
Molecular function (GO): snoRNA binding
Source: RefSeq, a predicted model, not a curated record
CAAUUUCCGUGAGAUUUUCAGACGCUCCGGCACAUGUGCCUCCACGUCCACCGUUUUUUCGUUGUUUUCGGUAUAUAAUUAAUAAUCAUCGAAGUGGAUUAACAAAGAAAAGUGGUGAGAUGUUGGUGCUGUUCGAGACCCCUGCGGGGUACGCUAUUUUCAAGCUCCUCGACGAGAAUAAAUUGGCAAAAACUGAGAAUCUCUAUCAUGACUUUGAAACACCAGAGGCUGCUAGUAAAUUGCUCAAGCUGAAGCACUUCGAGAAAUUCGCGGACACGACAGAAGCCCUGGCAGCGACGACAGCUGCAGUGGAGGGUAAGCUCUGCAAGUCCCUGAAGAAGAUGCUGAAGAAGCACUGCAGCGAAGUGCAGGAGCAGUUGGCAGUGGCAGAUGCCAAGCUGGGGAAUGCCAUAAAGGACAAAUUGAGUCUCUCCUGCGUGAGUAACACGUCCAUCCAGGAGCUGAUGCGAUGCAUAAGGAGCCAAUUGGACAGCCUCUUGGCAGGUCUUCCUAAAAAAGAGAUGACUGCAAUGGCCCUGGGUCUAGCCCACAGUCUGUCACGUUACAAACUCAAAUUCUCCCCCGACAAGGUCGAUACGAUGAUCAUCCAGGCUGUCUGCCUCCUCGACGACCUCGACAAAGAGCUCAAUAAUUACGUGAUGCGAUGCAGGGAGUGGUAUGGCUGGCACUUUCCUGAGUUGGGAAAGCUCAUCACUGACAACGUCGCCUUCGUCAAGACCGUGAAGAUCAUUGGAACUCGUGAACACACCAUUAAAUCUGAUCUCUCUGAUAUUCUCCCUGAAGAUGUCGAGGAGAAGGUGAAAGAAGCUGCAGAGAUAUCAAUGGGAACAGAAAUCUCAGACGAUGACAUUCUCAACAUUCAACACCUGUGCGACCAAGUGAUAGAGAUAUCCCAGUACAGAUCUCAAUUGUACGACUACCUGAGGACAAGGAUGAUGGCAAUGGCACCAAAUUUGACAGUUCUAGUAGGAGAGCUAGUUGGUGCUCGUUUGAUAUCUCAUGCAGGUUCACUGAUCAAUUUGGCAAAGCAUCCGGCCUCAACUGUUCAGAUUCUGGGUGCUGAGAAGGCGCUGUUCAGGGCACUUAAGACGAAGAGAGAUACCCCGAAGUACGGAUUGAUUUAUCAUGCACAGUUGGUGGGCCAGAGCUCGACAAAGAACAAGGGAAAGAUGUCGAGGAUGUUAGCAGCCAAGGCAUCCCUGGCAACGAGGGUAGAUGCCCUCGGAGAGGAUGCAACCUUUGACCUCGGGGCUGAGCACAAGGCCAAGCUCGAGGCAAGGUUGCGGCUUCUGGAGGAGGGGAACCUCAAGAGAAUCAGUGGCACUGGUAAGGCCAAGGCCAAGUUCGAGAAGUACCAGACGAAGAGUGAAUUCGUUCAGUAUCCAGUGGCUGGAGAUUCCACUAUUGGCAAGAAGAGACCGUUCGAGGAGGAAACCAAGCCCCUCAUCGAGGAGAUCAAGGCAGAGCCCGAGGAGGAAGUACCUAAGAAGAAGAAGAAGAAGAAGAGGCAGAGCGAGGCUGAGCCCGAGGCCGAGGCUGAGGUCGAGGUCGAGGUCAAGCAGGAGCUCGAGGAGCCCUCCACGUCUGCUGAGGAAGGCAAGAAGAAGAAGAAAAAGAAGAAGAAGCAGGAGCUCGAGGAGACGAUCGAGGUAGAACCUGAAGAGAGUCCAGACACCACAGAGCCCAAAAAGAAAAAGAAGAAGAAGAAGAUGCAGGAUGAGGAAGCCUCGGAUGUCACGCAGGAAAUAGAAGCCCCAACUAGUGAAAAGAAGAAGAAAAAGAAAAAAUCACAAUCAAGCGAUUGAAUAGAUUCAUUUAUUUUUCAAUCAUAAUUUUUUAUGAUUUUUUUGUAUUGUACAAUCGAUCAGGUUUGUUUGGAAAUUAUAUUUUAGACCGAUGAAGAUUCCAGUCUACAUAAUAAAUUUUCUAUUAAGUAUA